Messenger RNA from Salarias fasciatus (jewelled blenny), 3071 nucleotides. RefSeq names its product B-cadherin. The record is from RefSeq and is a predicted model, not a curated record. The coding region runs from base 220 to 2649 and encodes 809 amino acids. Lineage: Eukaryota; Metazoa; Chordata; Actinopteri; Blenniiformes; Blenniidae. Gene Ontology annotation, molecular function: beta-catenin binding; calcium ion binding; cadherin binding. The transcript is spliced from 15 exons. Gene Ontology annotation, biological process: adherens junction organization; homophilic cell-cell adhesion; multicellular organism development. Gene Ontology annotation, cellular component: plasma membrane; adherens junction; cytoplasm.
GCGAACUGCAGCCACGGGCGGUUUGACGAGUCUUCACACGCAGUGACGGCAGAUCGGUGGCAGGAUGCAUUAACACACUGACCGAGGGGCUGCGAUGACGAGACACACUCCAUGAGGAUGGUCGGUAACUGCCACAGAUCUGGCUCUCUGCCGCUGGAACAAAUCGGCCGGUCUGCUCACAGAGAGGCUCUUCAGAGGCGCUGAGAAACAGACCUGACGAUGGGCAGCAGGAGGACCUGGUUGCUCUUGAUGUGGCAGCUGCAGUGCCUUGCAUCGGCAGCCACAGUGAUCCAACCACAUCUGUCAAGCAAUUUCUCAAACAAUGGAACCUCAAAGAAAGACGCUCUGGAGAAUAAGUCUGACGCUGACCUCCAGCAGCUGCCCGUCCUUGAGUUUAGUCUCCGGUCUGGGACUCUGAGACGAACCAAGAGGGAGUGGGUCAUUCCAGCCAUCAAUAUUCCAGAGAACACCCGUGGUCCGUACCCCAAGUUUGUGGUGAAGCUUAAAUCCAACAUGGGUGAGAAGGUGGCCAUUAACUAUAGGAUCUCAGGACCGGGUGCAGAUCAGCCACCCGAAGGUGUCUUCACUGUGGACCGGCGGUCUGGGGUGAUGUACGUGACCCAACCACUGGACAGGGAGAAAAAAGACAUGUACAUCAUGAGGGCCCAUGCACUGAAUGAAGGAGUGCAAGCCGAGGUGCCCAUGGAGCUCAUAAUCAACAUCAUCGACCAGAAUGACAACGCUCCAGAGUUCACUAUGAACCCUCUGAUUGGCCUAGUGAGCGAAAGCGCCAAAGCUGGUGACUCUGUUAUAAAGGUAAUAGCACUGGAUAAGGACGAUCCACUCACGAGCAACGCCAUAAUCAGGUAUAGAAUUCUAUCUCAGAUGCCUAAAGUGCCUCAUGAGGACAUGUUUGCCAUCAACCCAGUGAGUGGAAUGAUCAGCCUGCAGGCCAGCGGGCUGGACAGAGAGACUCACCCAAAUUACAAACUGGUCAUAGAAGCGGCGGACAUGGAGGGGGAGGGGUUAACGGCCACCUGCACUGUUGUCAUCUUCAUCGCUGACAGCAACGACAAUCCCCCACAGUUCACAGUCAAGUCUGUGUCCACAUCAGUUCCUGAGAAUGAGGCAGGAGUGGAGGUGAUAAGACUGAAAGUCACUGACAAAGAUGAGCUGGGAUCUCCGAAUGCCAACACCAGAUAUUCAAUAAUCAAAGGCAACAUAAGAGGUGAAUUCAACAUCUCUACAGGCUCUAAUAAAAUGGAGGGAAUCAUCACAACAGCUAAGGGUCUGGACUUUGAGUACAGUCCCACGGUCACUCUUCUGGUGGCGGUAAUAAAUGAGCUGCCGUUUUCUGAGCCUCUGUCCACCUCCACGGCCACCGUCACAGUCAGCGUCACGGACGUGAAUGAGCCUCCAGUCUUCGUGCCGGCAGAGGUUCAUGUGAGCGUCUCUGAGGACGUGGCGGCACGAAGCUCCGUGGUCGACCUCGCAGCCACGGACCCGGACACCGCCAGGAGGCAGACUGUUCGGUAUAAACUGUACAAUGACACUGCCAGGUGGCUGAGUAUCGACAAAAGCACCGGAUUGGUCACAGUCAGAAGCAGCAUGGACAGAGAGUCACUUUAUGUCAAAGACAGCAAGUACACAGUCCUGGUUUUGGCUUUUGAUGAUGAUCCAGUUCCAGCUACAGGCACGGGGACUCUGGUCAUCAGUUUGCUGGAUGUAAACGACAACCUUCCCUUCCUGAAGCAGAGGAAAGCCAGUCUGUGCAACCAGAACCCUCUACCCGCCCUCCUGGAUGUGGUGGACCUCGAUGGGCCUGGCCACGCCGGACCGUUUACUGUGGAGCUUCAUGGAGAGCACAAAAUCAACUGGACCGUCAGCACCAACAGCUCAAGUAAUGUUGCUGCUCUGGCUCCCAAACGAGACUUACCCCCCGGGGACUACAGCGUCCUGAUGCGUAUAUAUGAUGUAGGGAUGCUGUUCCAGGACAGCACCUUAAACGUAGAGGUGUGCCACUGUGAAGGUGAAGUUUCCACCUGCUUCAUCCGGCGCCCUGCCCCUCAAGUCCACCCCUCUUCUCUGGCUGCAAGAGUCCUGGGAGCCGUUUUCGGUCUCCUGUUGGUGCUCCUGCUUCUGUUGUUGCUGCUGAAAAAGAGAAACAGGGUGGAGAAGGAUAGGCCUCUUCUGGAACAAAUACCCAGAGAUAACAUCUUCUGCUACGACGAGGAGGGAGGAGGUGAAGAGGACCGGGAUUAUGACCUUAGCCAGCUCCACAGAGGGCUUGACAACCGGCCCGAAGUCUUCUGCACUGAUGUGUUCCCUUCUGCCCAGAGGCGGCCAAACUACCGCCGCCAGAUCCAAGCGAAUGAGGAGGUCGGGAAAUUUAUUGAAGAUAACCUGUGCGCUGCAGACAGCGAUCCCACUGCUCCUCCCUACGACUCCCUCCUGGUGUUCGACUACGAAGGUGCUGGAUCCGAUGCGGAUUCGCUGAGCUCCAUCUCCUCCUCAGACUCCUCGGAGGAGCAGGACUUUCAGAGCGUGAAGCAGUGGGGUCCGCGCUUCAGGAGACUGGCAGACUUGUACACGGCGGAGGAGGAGGACGACGACGCCGAAACGCUGCCCGGCAGAACGGAAUGGGUCUGAGAUGGAUCUGUAAUGAACUUCAGACCCUCGAGGCUUGUCUCCGUCUGCCCAAGAACAUCACAGUGUUCUGUGAGCCCGUUCUGCUUCCUGUAAACCUGCCUUUACCUUCCAUAAGUGGUUGCUUUGUCCGUCUGUGCUCCGUGUUGAUGAUUUGAUCUUGGGUCCACUACAGAGGCUGCAACAGCAACUCAAAAUUCAACAUUUUCAUUUUUACUUCACAGUAUCGAAGCAUUUAUUCAGAGGCAAUUUCACCCGGUUUCAUCAAUUUCUCUGACAUCUGUAGGAUGAUAAAUGAUUUCACAGCGAACGUCACUGGUGUAUGGACUCAACAUUUGUGCCAUCAAAGGUUGUUAAGAUUCUUACAAAGACGGUCUUGAAAAUUGUGGACAACCAUGUAUGAUAAAACAUUAUUUGUUACAGUU